Molecule: messenger RNA, 1095 nt
Organism: Camelus dromedarius (Arabian camel)
Lineage: Eukaryota; Metazoa; Chordata; Mammalia; Artiodactyla; Camelidae
Product: folate receptor alpha
Exons: 5
Coding region: 146-922 (258 amino acids)
Biological process (GO): fusion of sperm to egg plasma membrane involved in single fertilization; cell adhesion; sperm-egg recognition
Cellular component (GO): external side of plasma membrane
Molecular function (GO): signaling receptor activity
Source: RefSeq, a predicted model, not a curated record
UCCAGGGAGGUGUGGUGACUACCUUCAUGUCAGAGGCAAGCUAGUGUUAAAGCGUUCUCGGUAGGAGACAGAUUCCUGCCUUCUGCCCAGACCUCUCCAGGCCCCUCAUUGCUUGGCUCAGCUGUGCUGUGGGACGUGGAUAGACAUGGCCGGGCAGAUAAUACAGUUGCUGCUUCUGGCUUUGGUGGCUGCUGCAUGGGGUGCCCCGUCAAAGACACCCCAGGCCAGGAAGGACCUGCUCAACGUCUGCAUGAAUGCCAAGCACCACAAGCCAAAGCCAGGUCCGGAGGAGGAGCUAUAUGGCCAGUGCAGUCCCUGGAGGAAGAACUCCUGCUGCUCUGUCAACACCAGCCUGGAAGCCCAUAAGGAUAUUUCCUACCUGUACAGAUUCAACUGGGACCACUGUGGCAAGAUGGAGCCCUCUUGCAAGCGUCACUUCAUCCAGGACACCUGUCUCUACGAAUGCUCACCCAAUCUGGGGCCCUGGAUCCAGGAGGUGAACCAGAGUUGGCGCAAAGAGCGGAUCCUGAAUGUGCCCCUGUGCAAAGAGGACUGUGAGACCUGGUGGAAUGACUGCCGCACCUCCUACACCUGCAAGACCAACUGGCACAAGGGCUGGAACUGGACCUCAGGGUACAACCAGUGCCCUGUGAAAGCAGCCUGCCACCGCUUUGACUUCUACUUCCCCACACCUGCUGAUCUGUGCAAUGAAAUCUGGAGUCACUCCUUCAAAGUGAGCAACUAUGGCCGGGGCAGUGGCCGCUGCAUCCAGAUGUGGUUCGACUCCAACCAGGGCAACCCCAACGAGGAGGUGGCAAGAUUCUAUGCUGCUGAGACCAAGAAUGAUGUGCCCCCACCCCAGGGGAUUGGGUCUUUCCUGCUCGAUCUGACCCAAAUGCUGCAACUCUGGCUCCGUAGCUGAGAUGUUCCCAUUGCUGAUACCUGGACACCUUCCUUGCCUGCACCCAACCUGGGUGACCUCAGCUCAGCUUGGCUCAACUCUUUCAGAUGAGGAAGACUCAUAAUACCCUGAUCAUUGGUUCCUGAUCCUAUGGGGAUCCUCUAACAGCCUAUACUAAUAGACAGAUCCAUGUG